CCGUUCCACUUCCGCGUCAACGAGACAGCCCCUACCACGGGCAAGAGGGACCCCGCUUUCCCCUCCCCGGCCCCCGUGGUCCCGCGGCGGGGCAGCCCCUGCGAGGAGGCCCCCGGUACUUCUGAGCGGCCCCUGGGCAGUUCCAGCGGGGCCCGUCCAGGGGCCUCGACCAUCGACCCCCGUGGGCGCCUGGGCAGGGGCGCUGGAGCCGUAGUGGGGGAGCUGGGAGCCCUUGAACCAACUAAACCCUGUCUAGAUGGAAACCACUUAGAGCCAGGGGGGCAGCAGCACCCCUAGUUCCAGCCCUAUUGUGCCCAGCUACCUCGGUGCACCCUGCCCGCCUCAGCCCCACACCUGUAUGUCACCUGCUGAAAGCUGCCACGGCCGGUUCAAGGGGGCCCUGGGCCAGCCCCACCCCAAGGACGGGCCCAAGAAGCCACAGCCUCUGCCCUGGGCAGAUCCGCAGCUCCCAGCAUGGGGGUCGCGGGCUGGCAGCGUGGGGCAGGGUCCACCUGGCUUUCUGCAUGCUCCAGACAAGGGAGGCACCUUUAACACUGAUGGCAGAGAGGUGCCAUAUGGGAAAAAUGUAUUCUCAUCAACGAAUGCAGGCAGCGGGGGCAGGACAAUUUUAUUGUGUGUAGGCUGAGAGCCAUUGAACCAAACGGUAACCCCUGUCUAGCAGGGAAAGCACUCCAAGCCCGGGGGUGCAGCUGCACCCCUAGUUCCUGCACCUAGGAAUGAGGGGACAUCUUUUGGCCCAGGUCGCUCAGUUUCAGUGAUGUCAAUCCAGAUAUUUCGGGGGGGGGGAAAUUCUGGUCCCCUCCCACCCAGCACAGACUCCGUUACAGUCCGCGGUCUCUCCCCCUACUCCUCCUGCAGGGACCCCAGGUCUCCUUGACUGGGGAGUCUCCCCUCUCUCAUCUACAAAGUGCAGAAGCUGGUGCCAUGAAGAGUCAAGUUAACAGCUGACUCCCCUGCGCUCCAUUGUACAGGAGCAGAGAGACCCUGUGCACCAGGCCGCACCGCCACUUGGCCCGGCUGCUCCGCCGCGUGUGCACACGGGUGGCUGGGUCACAUUUUGAUGGUGUUGCAACCAUGCAGGGGGAGCAGGCUGGCUCUGUUGGGGACACUUUGCACCCACUAAUGACUUUGCACGAAAAUUUUAACACAUUGAAUCCAAUUGAUUGGAUUUUAACAGAUUGAAUCCCCCCCACCAGUCUCUGGGGAUCCAACCCCCAUCAUCGCCCCCCCACCGCGGGGCUCUCCCCUCCCCAGCAGGUGCCACGGCGGACGGGGGGGGGGGGAGCGAGGAGACCCGGCCCCGCUAUCCCCCUGCUCUGCGCGACUGACCCUCCCCGCCCUGGGGAAGGGAUGGUUCAGUCCGGCUUCCCCCUCCCCCGUGGUACCUCCCGGAUCGCGGAUGUUGAUGGUGUCGCCUGGCAACGGGAAGAUGGAGCCGGUGGAGCCGGGCAGCGGCCCUGAAUCAGGUGUUGGACAAAUUUCAGAAGAAGAGGAGGAGGAGGAGGAGCUGCAUCCAGAAGGCAAUGGGGUGGUGCAACCAGAGAGGAGCCAUACCAGAAAGGAAGAGGCAGAUGGUGUUUCAGCAGAGGAGCCAGGAAUGGAACUCAACCCAGCAGAGCACAAUGCACCUGAAUCCCCAGAGCCUCCGACUGUAGAGGGAAUGCAGCCAGAGAACAGUGAUGACAAGGAAGAGGGACAGGUUGUGCCUACAGAGGACCCAGGAGAGAGACUCAUCCCAAAAGAGCAAGAGGUCUCAGGGGCCAUGGAGCAGGAGAUCUUGGGAGCCACAGAGCAGGAGGUCGUGGGGGCCAUGGAGCAGGAGGUCUCAGGAGCCACAGAGCAGGAGGUCGCGGGGGCCACAGAGCAGGAGGUCUCAGGAGCCAUGGAGCAGGAGGUCUCGGGAGCCACGGAGAAGGAGGUUGCGGGGGCCACGGAGCAGGAGGUCUCAGGAGCCACAGAGCAAGAGGUCUCGGGGGCCAUGGAGCAGGAGGUUGCAGGGGCCAUGGAGCAGGUGGUCUCUGAGGUCAUCUUUGGAGAGGAAAAAGCCGAAGAGGUUUCCUCAGACCAAGUGGAAGUGGAUAAUCUUCCUCCCAAACUGCCUGACAUGGAGCAGCCAGUGAGAGACAGCUGGACCAGAUCCCGCACGUCCUCAGGAGCUAGCACCCAGAGGUCUGCAUUAUCAGUGCACACGGAGAUUCAUGCUGAGUCAGGUGACAUUGGGGUAGCCAUCUCCUCUCCGUAUUCAGACGCUGCGUUUCAGCAGUUUAACCAGCACCUCAGCAGGCUUGGCAGUGAGGAAGAGAAUGAAAGUCUACAUUAUGCAGAUGAGCAAGCUGAAAUAGAGGGCAGUGAGGAAUCGGAGGAGGAAACACAGCUGAUUGUCUUGGACCCGGAACAUCCCCUGAUGAGAAGAUUCCAAGCUGCCUUAAAGAAUUACCUUAGUAAACAGAUGGAAAAAGUGACCAUGGAGCUUCGGGAGCUGACAGUGGCCACAAAGCAGGGUAAGGUGCAGAGGGAGGAUCUGGGAAUAGUCCUUUAUGGGGUCCAGCAGCAGCUGGCCCGGCUGCAGAUGGAACUGGAGAAGAACCAGGACCGAUAUUCUCAGAUAGCCAUGGUGCGUCGGCAGCUAGAGGAGGAGCUGCAGGACAUCAGAAAUUUGUACAAGAAAACAUGUCAGAGCACUGAGGAUGAACGCAAGAAAGUUUCUGUAAUGCAGACCGAGGUGGAAAACCUGGCCUUGCGUCUGUUCUAUAUGCAGAACAUGGACCAGGAUGUGCGUGACGACAUCUCUGUGAUGAAACGGGCAGUGAAGAAGGCUGAGGCAGAUAGGAACCAGGCUGAGGUGGAGAAGAAAAAACAGGAUCUGCUUGUAGACCGCUUAACAAGGAAGUUCAAUGAACUGCAGGAGCAGAUUGGUCUGUAUGAAGCUCAAUUUAUUGCCCAGGCUGAAGACACAAAAAUAACCCGAAAAGCAGUGAGUGAGGCUUGUAUGGAGAUACAAACUAUUAACAUGGAGAAGAAGCAACUGAUGCAUCAGUGGGAUAGCAGUUUGACUGGGAUGAAGCGACGAGAUGAAGCCUACUCUGCCAUGCAGGAGGCACUAAGGCAGUCCAAGCACCAGCUCAAGUCCUUAGAGACAGAGAUCCAAGUCUACAAGAAGUCAGUCACGAAGGAGGAAGAGCGGAACGAGCUGCUUGCCAGCAUCUUGAACCGCUCGGAGAAUGAUGCCAACAUGAGCAAGAAGCUGAUUGCCCAGUGCACGGCCAAACAGGAUGCCCUGAAAGUUGAAUACAGCACAUACACCCGCACGCUACAUGAGACAGAGCAAGCCCUCAGCAGGGCCAACUCGGACCGAGCUGCUCGGAUGAAUGAGCUGCAGGCCAUCAGUAAGGAAAUAGAGAAAGAGACUGAAGCCAGGCAGGAGUUGGAGAAUCAGAUCAUGGCAAAGCUGCAGGAUCAGCUGAUGUCCAGCAAAGCGGCAAAAUAUUUUUCCCAGCUGGCUGCUAAACUUCAUAAGAGAAAGCUGGAUCUGGAGCUGCAUUUUUCCAAAGUUGAGAAUGACACAGCCCAGGUCAUUCUGGACACAACUCACACCAACUGCAGGCUCUCCAUGCUCCAAAAGACAUUCUCUGAGCUGGACAAGGAAAUGAAAAAUAUCAAUGACCUGAUCAACCGCAGUGAGAAUGAGAUCGCCAAGCGCAAUCUCCUGAUCGAGCGCAAGCAGGGGGUCGUCAACCUGUUCAACAAGAAAAUGGAGAUGAUGAUUUCCCAGUUGGGGGGCCAAGAACUGGGACCCUUGGAAGUUGAGAUCAACACGCUGACCAAGCAAAUAGAUGAAUACAACUCAGAGGUGAUGACACUGCAGAAGUACUGGCUCAGGCUGCAGAAAGAGCUGGUCAAACUGACCCAGGAGCGGGAAGAGCAGCUGGCCUCCCUGGAUAUGUUGAAGAAACAGAUCACCAUCAUGCAACAGAAGAAAGUGCGCACGGAAAAUGAAAUCCAGCAGGAGAAGAACGAGCAGAAAGACAUUGAACGCCACAUGAGGAACAUGGCCAAUGACUUGAUGAAACUCAACAUGUUAAUCAACAAGAACAGCCACAACUCAGAGGAGCUGCAGCAUGGCAACACCAUCAUGGAGAAUGAGUUUGUCCGCUCGCUCAAGGCAGCCGAGAGAGAGUCGAUUGAGAUGCAGGAGAAGCUGGACCGACUGCAGGAGGAGAAAGAGAGACUCCUAAACAGCCUGGUGGAAGCAGAGCAUCAGAUCAUGCUAUGGGAGAAGAAGAUCCAGCUGGCCAAGGAGAUGCGUGCUGCAGUGGACUCAGAGGCAGGGCAAGGCGAGAUCCGAGCCAUGAGGACAGAGAUCCAUAGGAUGCAGGUCCGCUACAGCCAGCUGACAAAGCAGCAGGAGAAGAUGAUUCAAGACAUGGAGGCCGCUGUCUCCCGCAGAGAGACCAUCAUGAUUCGGGGGGAGGGCCAGAGCAAAAUGGAUAAGAAACAUUUCACCAAGAGCGACUUCCACCACAAGACACAGGAGCUGCGGAAGAAGAUCAAGGAAACCCAAAAGAAUGCUCAAGACUGCAACAGAAGCAUCACAGAGCUGGAGAACACCCAGAAAUCUCUCAGCAUCAGCCUUCUGGAAAAGCAGCAGCAGAUCUCCAGUUUGCAGGCUGAGACUGAUGUCCUUGAUGCAGACAUAGAGCGGCUUCAGGACAAAAAACGUUGGAACCUUUCAGAAAUUGUGGCCUAUCAGACUCGUCAGAAGCACCUGCAGGCAGUGAAGGACGGGAAGUACACCCCACUCUGCCGCACCCAGCAAGCCCUGCAGAAGGAGCAGCGGAAACAGCAGGACCGGCUGCACACCGUUAAUGUCAUCAUCCAUCAGAUUCAGCAGGAGUACCCUCAGUACCAGAGGGUGCUGUGCUGCCUCAGCCAAGCCCUGGACUCCAGGCUUGGGUCACAGGAAGCAGAAUAGGCAGAAGCACAGAGCCAGAUCUAAUACAGUAUCUUUUGACAAAUAUUUUCACAAAUAAAUACAGUAUAAGCUUUUA
Molecule: messenger RNA, 5069 nt
Organism: Chrysemys picta bellii (western painted turtle)
Lineage: Eukaryota; Metazoa; Chordata; Testudines; Emydidae
Gene: CCDC40
Product: coiled-coil domain 40 molecular ruler complex subunit
Biological process (GO): heart looping; axoneme assembly; epithelial cilium movement involved in determination of left/right asymmetry
Cellular component (GO): cytoplasm; cilium
Source: RefSeq, a predicted model, not a curated record